Messenger RNA from Ctenocephalides felis (cat flea), 366 nucleotides. RefSeq lists its product as uncharacterized. Gene Ontology annotation, molecular function: structural constituent of chitin-based larval cuticle. The transcript has 3 exons. The record is from RefSeq and is a predicted model, not a curated record. Gene Ontology annotation, cellular component: chitin-based extracellular matrix. Bases 1 to 366 code for a protein of 121 amino acids. Lineage: Eukaryota; Metazoa; Arthropoda; Insecta; Siphonaptera; Pulicidae.
AUGAUAAUAGAAACCCAAAAAUACAACGAGAAAUCGUUCCAAGAGUUAGAGACAAUUUUCCUACUACCAGUAGUCCUGGCUGCUCCAGCUCAGCUGCAACAGCCUCACACGACUCCAGUGCCAAUUUUAAAACAAAUAAAUAGACACAACGAAGAUGGAAGUUAUUCAUACGGAUACGAAGCCGCCGAUGGUUCCUUCAAAAUAGAAUCCAAAUAUCCCACAGGAGAAGUAUAUGGAAAAUAUGGUUACAUUGAUGACCAAGGACAACUGCGAGAGGUGGAGUACGGAGCGACCAGUGGACGAGGUUUCGAACCGGCAGAAUCUUUAAAUGGAUAUGUUUCAUUAGCUCUCAAUCAAGUUUGUUGA